AUGACUUACAAUGCGCUCGAGAAUUGGGGGCUGAAUACGUCCGGGCACAAACCGACUCUGCAUUGGUGGUCGGGCAAGUUUUGGGCGAUUAUGAGGUCAACGGAGAACGACUACAAGCUUAUCCAGAUCUGGCCUUGGAAAAGCUUAGUUUGUUCCGGGCGUAUACCGCUCCGUCAUGUUCCCCAAUUGGACAAUGCCGAUGCAGACAUUUUAUCCAAGUUGGCGCAGGAAGCCCCUGAGCAUAUAUCGAAGAUCACUCGGAUUCUGAUGAUUCCGAGACACAGUAUUCACCGCUUGUCGGUCGCGCCAAUUCAACCGGCCGAGGAAACAUGGAUCUCUGAUUUAAUGGAGUAUCUUCAGCAUGGUCAUUUACCGGAUGAUCCACAACGCGCUCGAAAGGAGAAAUUAAGAGCUCCGAGAUUUCAAGUUCAAGACGAUCGUUUGUAUAGACGGUCAUAUGGAGGUCCUUUACAGAGAUGUUUGAAUUCAUUUGAAGCCGAUUUAGUCAUGAACCGGUUGCAUUCAGGCAUAUGUUCAUCUCACCAAGGAGGCCGAUCGCUUGCCCGGCGUAUCAUGGUGAUCGGAUACUAUUAG
This is a messenger RNA of Ipomoea nil (Japanese morning glory), 594 nucleotides long. RefSeq lists its product as uncharacterized. The transcript has a single exon. The coding region runs from base 1 to 594 and encodes 197 amino acids. NCBI's taxonomy places the organism in Eukaryota, Viridiplantae, Streptophyta, Magnoliopsida, Solanales, Convolvulaceae. The record is from RefSeq and is a predicted model, not a curated record.